Molecule: messenger RNA, 495 nt
Organism: Sodiomyces alkalinus F11
Lineage: Eukaryota; Fungi; Ascomycota; Sordariomycetes; Glomerellales; Plectosphaerellaceae
Exons: 2
Coding region: 28-495 (155 amino acids)
Source: RefSeq, a predicted model, not a curated record
CUGCCAACCCUCUUGUGUGACAGGGCCAUGAGCAAGGCUGGACAGCCUGGGGCUUCAUACAUGAUCAGUAGCGAAUAUGGUUUCUUGGCCUACUUCUUCGAGGUCCAGGAACAUCCAGGCACAGGCCGGAGGGAAUAUGCGCUGAUAUGUCGGUACGGUACAGACCAACAGCCACAGUUGCACGAAUUUCAGCAUAUUUCUCGAUGCCGACGCUGUCAAUCUAUUUUUUACCAUCAUCUGAUCCACCGUGCGUCGCUGCCUGAUCCUCCUGGGGACACGGCCAGCGGCAUAUCGCACCAGUCGAGAAGAGUCGAAGCGGCCGACUUGCCUAUUUCUGCUUCGCUCACGGCACCCGAAAUCCAGGUCGAUCACCAUUUUCGUGUAGCUAAACGUCUUCCCGAAACGUUGCAACUGGAACUCCCCGAGUCUACCAAGCCUUCCCUGCAGCAUUUUCUCGACAAGCUCUUAGGUCCCAUGCCAUAUUUUCAGAAGUGA